UUUCUUUUGCAUUUUGCAUUUCCGUAGUUCACGUUCGCAAUUUAUAUCUGUUUGAAGCUUCCGGUUAGAAAUUUAUAAAAGAGUUUGUGCCGAUCCAGUUUUCAGUAAAUUAUAAUCUAGUUUAAUUUAGAGGGACCUCAAUAGGUUCUCAUUGAAGUGUUGUUACUCGUAACCAAUUUUUGUUAGCAGUAUACGAAGUAAGCAUGGAUGAGUUGAAGAAAUUGAUAACUCCUGCUAUUAAUUCUUGCAAGGAGAAGCUUAGUUUGCGGCAACUAAAUAAGGAUUACAAAACCUUGAUAGGUGAGAAUAUUCCCUAUCAAAGGUUUGGUUUUCGAUCCCUAGAAGACUUAUUGCAGAGUCAACCAGAAUAUAGGUUGACUCGCGCCGGAAAUGAGACAUAUGUUGAAGUGGUGGUGCAGAAUGGUAACAGUAGCCAUAUGUCAAGAUUGGUGAAACAACAGAAAAGUGGGAAACACAAACCCCUAAAGUCUAGGCCUAUGUAUAGGCCACCACCACUCAAUCGAAAUCAUAGUACGUCCAGAUAUAGGCCUAGGGUUGACAACCGAACAGGUUCGGCUAGAAACUAUAACUAUGGUCAAUCACGGCCUCAAGCAGUUCACCAUGCACAAUUUGUCACCAGGACAUCGUCUAGGCCUGCAACUCCUUCUGUUGCAUCUAGGGUACAGAUUCCAGAAGGCUCCAGUUAUAAUAGACCAGCGCUUCGGAAUGUUUCACAAAAUGUGCCUACACAAUAUGACAAACACAAACGCACAGUUGAAUCUUACCAAAAAUCCAAUUCGAACAAUGUAAAAGCUUCAGAAUGCAAUAAUUCAAAUCAAUAUUUGGUCAGUCAUAAUGGUAAAGCAACUGCUAGCAAUAAUGUGUCAACUACUCAAUCAAAACGUGUUCAAAAUGAUGAUGAAUCUACAAAUCCACUCAUAUCUUCGAGAAGAAGAAUAAACAAGAAAAUGUGUGAAUUAAAUCUUGACAGUGGUCAUAGUAGCCCAACGAGUGACAUCCCGCAACAGUUGCCUAGUCCGUUUGGCUCUAUAUUGCCUAGUUCGUCUUCGUUCAUAAAUCCAGCACAAGCGAGUCCGUCCUCACCUCUGACACCAAGUUUCUAUAAUGCACAGAAAACUUCUAGAAAGUCGAAUGAAUUUGUCAGGACAGAAAAUCCGUUGGAGGAUUUGAAAUUGCUUGCCAAGCUUCAUAAACUGGGCGAAGUUAUUGUGGAAGUUACUAAUGUGAAUAAUAAACAUGUAAAGUUUUAUUCUUGUAAGAUAAAGGUAGGAAAAAAUACGUUUUCAAGUUAUCCCAAGGACUUUUAUAAUGCAAACGAAGCCACAGCAUUCUGUAGCAAUGAGGCUUUGGAAAACUUAAUUCCAAAAUGCAGACAAAAAAGCCUUAUGAUUUCCAGUGAAACAGAUAUCUUAGAAAGAAUUCCACCAAUGUUAGAGAAACACAGAUAUGGCAUUUUCUCGACCCAGUUGAGUCAUAAUUACGCAGUCCAGUAUCAUGAGUUGCUACCUGACGACUGGCUGAAAACGAUUGAUGCUAGCCCUUGUGUCAGGAUUGAAAAAAUAAGUGACAAUAAUCAAUACAUAUUGUACCAUUGUAAACCUGGUGAUGUAUUACAGAGAGGUCAGCAACGCAGCCCUGGGGGUCUGAUUAUUCCCGUUUCAGUGCCAACUAAUACUGUAAAGUUCAGUGAAGAGGGUCAGUUGAUUUGUGUUGUCACUAGAGUAAUGUCAGCUAACGAGAUUUGGUGCCAACAAGUUGAAACCGAGGAAAAUACUAAUUAUAUUGAGAUGUUUGAUCGGAUGCAAGUCUACUACACAGAACACGAACAACAAUGCAUACCUGAAGAAAUUGUUAAAGGUGCUUACUACAUAGCCAAAUUUCAGGGUGAUUAUUACAGGGUAAGAGUAGUGGAAGUUGAAGAGGAUACUCUAGGAUGCUUCUUUAUCGACUCUGGUGAAGAAACAUCGAUGGCAAAAACUGAUAUUUUCACACUGACUAGUGUGUAUGCUACUUGUCAAGCACAGGCUUUUGUCUGUAGACUAGCUGGUCUAGAAGAUUGGUAUGAGAUGUCAGCUAAUUCACAGUGCCUUGCAAGUUUGCAAGAUGAACAAGUGUACUUGGAGCUGGCCUCAGAUGUAACUAAUAACGACGGCGACCAGAUGGCUUUGCCUGUUUAUAUGUAUACUACUACUUAUAGCUGCAUCAAUGAAACUCUGAUCCCUUUACUCACAAUGGAAGCUGCUUCACCCAACUUACAACAAGAUAUAACAAAUGUGUAUAUUUCGUUUAUCGAGGGUAAUGGGAAUGUGUAUGUUCAAGUUCGAUCGCAGGGCUACAUGGAGUUUGUGAACUUGAAGGCUCAAAUAGAGAGUCAAUUUAACGUCAAUCCGCCAACAAAUCCUAUAAAACUCACGAAAUCUAAUUGCCAGGAUAAACUAUUUUUCACGCAAUAUGAAGGAAAUUGGCACAGAGUUAAGGUGAUAGACUGGUCGCCUGAAGCCCAGCACCUGGCCCAAAUUUAUUUUGUGGACGAAGGCAGAACUGCGGUUAUUGAUACAUAUGAAGGUUCCGACGAUAAACUUUAUCCAUUGGAAAAUGUCGACGAGUUCCUAAAUAGUUAUCCGCAUCAAGCAAUCAGAGUGAGAAUGGCCCUGGACAGACUUCCAGUAAAUUUCACAGCCUUGGCCGAAAAAGCGCUGCCGAUCGGCCAGUCGGCGCUUUUAAAAUGUGUUGGUACCAAAAUCGAUGACAUUCCAUUGGUGAAAUUGUACAAAAGAAGUGACGACGAUGGUUUGUUUUGCAUAAACGAAUCCAUCGCCUUGGAAUGUGAGCUAAGCAUCAAAAAAGAGGAAGAACAGAAGCAUAAGUUCAAGUUUCUUGUCGGAACAGCUCCUGUUCCAUCUACUGGUUCUUUGAAGUGUCCUCCUUUAAAAGUUAAUGCCUUUUUCGAAGUCAAAGUUGUUAUGGCUGUGAGCCCCUACAACUUCAUUGUACAGCCUCACGAAUUUGAGCUACAACUAAACACCAUGAUGGAGCGGCUCCAAGAGAAAUGCGAAAAAGCAGAAUAUGGCAAGAUUAAAGUUGAAGACAUUGUUCCCGGAAAUAUUUAUGCUUCUAAGCAUGAGGAUGGGAUUUGGUACAGGGCCAAUGUCAUCAAAGUUGUUAAUUCUGGUACUUCUGUAUCGGUCUUCUUUUGUGAUUUUGGUAACUACCAGACAUUAUCUGUCAACAGCAUUGUACCAUUGGACAGUGAAUUUUUGGAACUGCCUUACAUGGCGUUGAAAGCGAAAUUAGCUGGAAUAAAACCAACACAUAAUAAAUGGACAAUGGAGGACUGUGAACGAUUUAAAGAAUUAGUGGAAAAUAAACUAUUCCAUGCCGUCAUAAUUGACAUGGAAAAGGACGUUUUAUAUCAAUAUGAUAAAGUUUUAAGACUCAAGCUUCUAGAUACUAGCUUGGAAGACGAUUUGUUGAUUGAUGAAGAGUUGAUUAAACUUGGCAUAGCCGUAACUGAAGAGACUGUAUAAUUUAGAAUUUUGAACUAUGUAUUUGUUCUUUAAUAAUAAUUUGUUAAUGAGGAUCUUGCUUAUUCUAGAAACUUUCAUUUAUAGUUUUUAUAUGUUGCAGUACAGUGACUUUUGUGUAAUUCAUGCCAAUAACAUUGUUUUGAGCUCGAUAAUUAUUAAAAAUAUACUAAUUAUUUGUUAACAACACACAAAUAUGAAGGAAGGUUGUGAAUAAAGCUUGAAUGAUGACAUAUUUAAUUUAAGGCAUGACCACGAUCACUGCAGUCAGUAGUAUAAAUUAAAACCAGCUUUCAGUUGAAAGUUGGCGAACUUUAGUUUAAUUUUGUAAAAGGUGUAGUACAUAUUUAUACAAUAUUUCUUUGUCUAUAACCAGCCAAGUAGCUAGUUUCGUGGAUGCCUCGGAAAAUAAUGAUUAUAGAAUUUUCUAGAAUUUGCAAGAAUCGCAAUAAAUAAAUAUAAGUAUUUUUGUUAAUUAAAUUUAUACUGAGAAAAAAAAGUGUUUAUAAGAAUAGGAUCUGACUUGCACAACAUAUUUAUGUUAGCAAAAAUAUUAUAUUCUUGAAAAAACUAGGUGGAUCUUAUUUUUUGUCAAUUUCCUGAUUUUUUAAAAAAAGUAUAGAGAUGACAUUGAACACACUAAACUACAGAACAGUGCAAAAUAUUCCAAAGAAAAUCUAGUGUAGAUUUACAACUUAACAGUUUAUAGGUGUCUUCUUAGAUUGGAUAUGCGAACGUCUAAUAGUUGGUUUAUACUUCCAAAUUAGCAACUGAAUUAAAAAGCUUUUGGUGCAUUUUAUAUUUCCUUGAAUGAGUUUAAUUUUUAGGUAAGAAAGGGUGAAAAUAUAUAUUUGAAGUGAAAACAUCUUUAGGCGCGGUCAGCACACUUUUUUAUGGGUACUGAAUGAAACUGAGCUGUCAGGUUCGGAUAUGUAACACUGAUUUGGAUACAGUCAGGUACAUUAGUUACUUUAAUUUGUUAAAGUAUGAACCACAGCAUCAAAUCAUGAAGGUACUACUAUUUCAAAUUAGUUUAAUUCCUAAUUUUGAAGUAUAUACAUCAAAUAUCAAAUAUAUCCAUAUUCAAUCUGAGGUCGACUUUAUAAUAAAACAAUAAAUAAACCUUCUAUUGAAUUCCACAUAAUAUUUGACUAGGAUUAGAAUAAUUUUUAAGUAUCGCUCAGCUCACUUUUUUUCGAAAACAUCAUUUAUUUACUUUUAUUUUUUUAGUUUCAGUAUUAAUAAUAUUGACCAUGUGAGCUUUAUGUCGAUAGAUAUGAUAAGUUUAUUAUUUGUUUGUAUUUUUAAAGUUUACAUAAGCUGUGUUCCAGCCAAAGAGAAAAUCAUUUCCAGUCACGGAAAUAAAUUUUGAAAUUAUUAGCUCGUUUUCGGUCUUAAAAUUUUGAUUCGGAUGGCUGGCAAAGACUGUUUAUAACAAGGUUUUCUCACGGUUUGAUAACGCUAAUAGACCGUCAGCUAAUGAUUUUGCUGACCGAUUUUCUCUCUUCAGGGAUUUCAACCACUGGAAAUUAUGUCAGUGCUGAGCACAAAAAAAUGAAAAUUUAGCGACCGGACGUCUGCUAGGCAUAUGGAAAAUUUACUUUCCUUUUGUACCAGCCAUAAAAUAUGCUUCAACAGCUGACCAGCUUAUGGAAUUUUUUUUCCUGCUUCCUAAUGAUAUCAAAGCGAGUAUUCUUUCACAAGAUUGCGCCCUUAUUUCAACCCUUUUAGUAGGUGCAAACCUUAUGGCAUCGGUUUUUCACUAUUAGAUUUCAAAUGUGUUAAAAUGACAUGAAAGAGAAAUUGAAAAAAUAACCUAUUUUUUUCUGCAACAGGAAAGCCUAGCAAACAUCCGGUUGCAAAAUUUUCAUUUUUUGAGCUCAGCACUGAUAAAAUUUUCAGUUGUUGAAAUACCCGAAGAGAGAAAAUCGGUCAGCAAAAUCUGUCAUUAACUGAAGGACUAUAAUUAGAAUAUUUAUUUUCGUUUUUGAUAUUCCAUGUUUCCAUUUGUUCGUUUUCUAAUAAAUGAUAUAAUAAUGA
Molecule: messenger RNA, 5585 nt
Organism: Ceutorhynchus assimilis (cabbage seed weevil)
Lineage: Eukaryota; Metazoa; Arthropoda; Insecta; Coleoptera; Curculionidae
Source: the annotation of a GenBank genome assembly